GGCAAGAAUCAAGUUUUGGACAGGUGGGUCGACCUGAUUGGUUAUAUAGCUUUUAUAUAAGAUCCCAUGGCAAGAUUUGGAACAAAAAGUUAUGUUGUUUAAAAAGUGAGAUCACCAAAUCCUAGAAAGACAUUGUGAAUCGACUGUUGGAGGAUGUAUAUAUAUAUAUAGGGGUUGCUCUAGUUUCACUUGUAGUUGUGUCACACAAGUUGGAGACAAGAAAAUAAGUGAAUAUUGAAAGAAAAAAUGGUUGCAAUGAUGGGAUGGAGAAUGCAUGAACAAGAAUGGAGGAAAGGGCCUUGGACACCCAUGGAAGAUAACUUGCUUAUUGAGUAUGUUAGAAUGCAUGGAGAAGGAAGAUGGAGUUCGGUAGCUGAUUCCUCAGGUUUGAAAAGGAGUGGGAAGAGUUGUAGGUUAAGAUGGGUGAAUUACCUAAGGCCUGGUCUUAAAAAAGGUCAAUUAACACCUCAAGAAGAAGGCAUUAUUAUUGAACUUCAUGCGUUAUGGGGAAACAAGUGGUCUACCAUAGCGAGAUACUUGCCAGGAAGAACAGAUAACGAGAUAAAGAACUAUUGGAGAACUAAUUUCAAGAAGAAAGGAACCCCAUCACAAAAUCAAGAAAAGCAAAAACAUAAAGUUGCAUUUAGGCGUGAUCAGCAUCAUCAACAACAACAACAAAUUAUGAAUAAUAAUUAUGUGUUACCUCAGGUAGAAGAGAGUAACCAAAGGAUGAUCUUUGAAUCACCAGAAACGAAGAUUGAAGAUACUACUGUUAGUGAGCAACAUUAUAACCGGUCUGUGAUGGCUCAAGAUGUUGCAUCUUGGUGGGACACUGUCUCUGAGGAUGGUUUAUGGAGUGAGUUUUUGUGGAAUCAGGAUAACGACCAAUAUCCAAAUGAAUCUGUGAUUGAACAAUCAUUUAGCUCAUGUUUUUGAAUUUGGACUUAGAGAAGAAACUUUGAAUUAUAUCCCCUAAGUAUCACAUAUAGUUAGCGAUUUAAAUGUAAUGUCUUUUCUAGUAUAUAUCAUCGUAAGGCAAGGCAUUACCAGAAUAAAUGGUGCUUAACCACCAUUUUAGUCAGUUCCGAACUUUUACUUCUUGUAGGACUUUCAUCAAAACAGUGCGUGGGUAAUGCAGCUGAA
Lactuca sativa (garden lettuce) is the source of this 1143-nucleotide messenger RNA. RefSeq lists its product as uncharacterized. NCBI's taxonomy places the organism in Eukaryota, Viridiplantae, Streptophyta, Magnoliopsida, Asterales, Asteraceae. Gene Ontology annotation, biological process: regulation of DNA-templated transcription. Gene Ontology annotation, cellular component: nucleus. Gene Ontology annotation, molecular function: DNA-binding transcription factor activity; sequence-specific DNA binding. The record is from RefSeq and is a predicted model, not a curated record.